This is a messenger RNA of Poecilia latipinna (sailfin molly), 1979 nucleotides long. RefSeq names its product membrane associated guanylate kinase, WW and PDZ domain containing 2a (gene magi2a). Gene Ontology annotation, molecular function: type II activin receptor binding; SMAD binding; signaling receptor complex adaptor activity. The record is from RefSeq and is a predicted model, not a curated record. The coding region runs from base 381 to 818 and encodes 145 amino acids. Lineage: Eukaryota; Metazoa; Chordata; Actinopteri; Cyprinodontiformes; Poeciliidae. Gene Ontology annotation, cellular component: cytoplasm; dendrite; cell-cell junction. The transcript has 3 exons. Gene Ontology annotation, biological process: signal transduction; receptor clustering.
GAAAUUUACGGACUAUUCAUGCAUGGUUUUACAGUAGUUUCAUUUUAAGUGUAAAAUAAAUAACUUUUUUAGCAAUAAUGUUGUAAAAAAUGUCGCAGUUUCUCUUCUAGGCGGGUUUAUUUCCUUGACAUUUCGUUAGUGUGUGGUGAUAGUAGUAUCUCCGAGCUUUUAGGGUUGUAGUGAACGCAUCACAAGUUGAGCAGCUCAGUUAUCCAAAAACGCAGACUGAUGAUCCAGCUGCUGAACGCUGACAUGGAUACAACUGCGCCUUUCCACUGAAACGGGACGCAUUCCAGCGUGAACUGCGACACCGCGGGGACGCAAACGGCGACGGAAAAACUUUUCCUUUUCGCUCACGACUGGACUCAUGUAAACUCGCCAUGUCCAAGACCCUGAAGAAGAGGAAGAACCACUGGACCAACAAAGUCCAUGAGAGUAUCCUUUGCAGGAAUGAGGAGGGGGAGCUGGGGCUGGAGCUGAAGGGCGGCGCGGAGCACGGACAGUUCCCGGUCAUCGGCGAGCUCCUCCCGGGCAGAGCCGCAUGCCACAGCGGGAAACUCCUCCAGGAGGACCUGCUGCUGGAAGUCAACGACACCCCGGUGGCUGGACUCACCACCAGGGAUGUCCACGCUGUGGUCAAACACAGCAAAGACCCCGUGCGGCUCAAGUGUGUCAAACAAGGAGGUGUGAUCGAUAAGGACCUCCGCCGGUACCUCAACCUGCGCUUCCAGAAAGGCUCAGUGGAUCACGAGCUGCAGCAGAUCAUCCGGGACAACCUGUACCUCCGGACCGUCCCCUCAUUGUUUCUGAAAUCCUGACCACAACCCUGAGCUGAGGAUGAAAGCAUCGAGACCUUCAAUCGUUGGCUCGUCUGAGUUUUCUCAUGUCUCAGCCGCUUGUGAAAUGUCAUCAUAUUUCAGCUCCUUUAAUGAAACGAGAACAGAGCGGACAGCUGGCUGGAAACGAAGGACUGUGUGGCUGUAAAGGAGAUGAAUUGGGAAUGUUUGAAGGCCUAUUUAAAUCUGAGAGUUUCUUGUCUGGCAGCAGCUGAUGGUUAUUGUCAUAAUCGAUCAGGCCGUUAUCGCUCUUGGUCAAAAGUUUUAGCAGUGACGCUAAUCUGCUUUGGGUUCUUGUUUUAGAAAAACUAUUUGAAAUAUUUUUUUUCUGUUUAAAUAUUUUUAACGGAUUGAAUUUAUCAACAUUUGGUCAUCUUCUUUCAGCUUUUUUAACUUAUAAUCAGCCUUCUGAUCAGAUUCUUCUUUCAGAUUUAUUUUCUAUAUUGUCAAAACAGAUCAGUGCUCUAUAAAACACACAUGUAUUUUUCUGUUUACCUCGAAUGAUGCAAUGAUGAAACAUGGUGGUGGCAGCAUGAUGCAGUGGGAAUUGUUUUUUCAGCAUUGAUAUAGAAGCUGGACAGAGUUGAGACGGUGGUCGGCGCUAAAUACAUGGAAGAAAACCUUUUUACAACCUCCUUUUUAGGUGUCAGAAUGGCCUAGUCAAAGUUCAGCCUCAAAUUUAAUUGCUAGUCUGAGGCAAACUUGUUUGCUGCAGCUACAAAUCACCAUGUAAUCUCACUGACCUUGAGCUAUUUUAAAAAAUUAGUGAAAAAUUAAGUCUCUGGAAGUGCAAAACUGAAACAAACUAAAUUAAAAAUGUCCAAAUUUAACUGGAGAACAAAUGGAGAGCAAACGCCUGGCACACUUAAAAAAAAACAUCAAAUUUAGUUGUUGUAAUAAGACAAAAUGUGAUAAAAAUCAGAAGAAUCGGAAUAGCUUCAUUGCAUAAAUGAGAAUGUUUGCAUAAAUGAGAAUGUUUUUCUUUCCAAGCCCUCAUAAAUACUGUUGCCAGGCACUGAAUGCAAAUCAUGACUUAGCAAAAUUAUGUAAAAACACUCCAACUGCUGCAGUGCUGCCGAUCCUGCCAAGUUUCUUCAACCCAAAAAUGGUUUUACUGCCAAAAUGUUUUGUAGUUUCUUUAGU